Messenger RNA from Paramecium sonneborni, 1595 nucleotides. NCBI's taxonomy places the organism in Eukaryota, Ciliophora, Oligohymenophorea, Peniculida, Parameciidae. The record is from the annotation of a GenBank genome assembly.
CAAUGGCAUUUUAAGAGCCAUGUCCUUGGCUAUUUAAUCUAGCCUCUUUUGAUUUGCAUCAUAAGGAAGGCUUAGAUAUUACUCUUAGUAAUUUAGCAUUGUUAGAAGAGGCAACGAAUAAAACAGAGGAAAAGCUACGUGAUCGUGUAAAUUUAGUGAAACAAAGGAUUCAACAAUUAGCAGAAGUAUUAUUAAAUUCAAUAGUGAUAGAGAAUAAAUGUUUGUAAUGCUAAGUUAAAUCAUCUUUAAAAUUGUCCUUAAGCAAUAGUAUUUCAAUCCCCAAGUAAGUUUGUAAAGAAAUAUGAAUUUGAUCCUACAAAUAAACAAUCCAUAUUUUCAGAAUGUUAUAAUAAACCAAUUAUUCCAAUAUAUGAACCUUAUAAAUAUAUAAGAUUGGCAAACGAACAAGGGUCUUAAGGGAAAGCCCCUGAUAAUAUUGAUAGAGUAGCUACAAUUCAGAUGGCAUAUGGAAGAUUUACUUAGAAAGGAAAAACUAUAUUUGAAGGAGAAAGAGCUUUAGCAAAGAGAUAAAUAUAAGGUUAUGGAACUGUUCCAAGAAAACUUAAAAAUGUAGAUAGUUUAUUAGUUUUUAAUUAAUUGAUAAAUCCAUAUACUCAUCAUACUUUUGAUGCUCGUGAAAUAUUUCCAGAACCAGCAGUAUGAAAAUAAUAAUAAUAAAUUAGAAACCAGAGAAUAAAAGGAAAAAGUAAUAAGAAGAGGAAGAAUAAGUAACAAUGGCAGAUGCACCAAAUACAAUAGGAGAAACCAUAACAAAGUAUGGAGAAGAAUCAUAUUCUUAUGUUCCAUCAAAUAAACCAAUAGCACAAUUAAAAGUGGAUGCAAAACUUAAUUUAGCAGGAAUUGUUGACUAUGAUCCAGAUAAUGAUGAUAUUGACUUUUUUAAUCCAUCAACUUAAUAGAGAAAUAAGAAACCCGUAGCACCUAGUAUUGCUCCUGCAUAACAAUCUCAAUAACUUUAAUAAACAUAAUAAUAGUAAUAAUAAUAAUAAUAAUAAUAAUAAUAAUAUUAAUAAUAAUAAUAAUAUUAAUAAUAAUAAUAGUAGCAAUAAUAUUAAUAAUAAUAAUAAUAUUAGUAAUAAUAAUAAUAAUAAUAAAUACAAUAACCUCCACCAUAAUAAUAAUAAAAUAGAGCACCUCCUCCUCCUCCACCACCUCCUCCAACAGGUGCCCCUCCACCUCCACCUCCACCUCCCCCUCCUCCUCCUCCUCCACCUCCUCCUGGUCCUCCUCCUCCUGGAUAAUUACCACCUCCACCUGCAGGUGCUAGAGCUAGGCUUCUAGAUGAUUUAAAUACUGAUAAUCCUUUAGCCAGAUUAAAACCUGUUAAUAAAAAUAAAGCAGCAGCAGAAUAACCUAAACCAUAAAGCAAAGCACCUGAAAUGAAUCACAUGGAUAUUUUGAAAUAAUAAAUUGCUUAAAGGUUAAAAUUAUAUUAUAAAAUUUAUUUAGAUAUUAAGAUUUGAAUAGAUAACCAACCAGAACAACUAAAACAAUGAGAACAUAAAUCAUUGGAUAGAGAAUGGAUGAUAGCGAUUAUUCUGAGCAUAGCGAUUGAAUAAUUUAUCAUAAAAUUA